Molecule: messenger RNA, 561 nt
Organism: Peniophora sp. CBMAI 1063
Lineage: Eukaryota; Fungi; Basidiomycota; Agaricomycetes; Russulales; Peniophoraceae
Source: the annotation of a GenBank genome assembly
AUGAGCUUCUUCCGUUCCUUCGCUACCCGCGCCAACACGGCCGCGCGCUUUAUGUCUACGACUGCCAAGCCCAAUGUCUUCUUUGAUAUUGCUGUGAACGGUCAACCGCAAGGACGCAUCGUGUUCAAGCUCUAUGAUGAGGUUGUGCCCAAGACGGCUACUAACUUCCGUGAGCUUGCUACUGGCAAGCACGGCUUCGGUUACGCUGGCAGCGGCUUUCACCGCAUCAUUCCCGACUUCAUGAUCCAGGGCGGUGACUUCACGCACCACAACGGCACAGGUGGCAAGUCCGUCUACGGCCCCCGUUUCGCGGAUGAGAACUUCACUUUGAAGCACAACAAGCCUGGACUUCUCUCCAUGGCCAACGCCGGACCCGGCACGAACGGCAGCCAGUUCUUCAUCACGACUGUCGAGACCAAAUGGCUCGACGGCAAGCACGUCGUGUUCGGCGAAGUUUCCGAGGGUAUGAACAUCGUCAAGGCCAUCGAGGCCCUUGGUUCUCCCUCUGGUGCACCAAGCAAGAAGGUCACUAUCUCCAGCUCGGGCGUCGUCGACGCUUGA